Molecule: messenger RNA, 2237 nt
Organism: Ectocarpus sp. CCAP 1310/34
Lineage: Eukaryota; Phaeophyceae; Ectocarpales; Ectocarpaceae
Source: the annotation of a GenBank genome assembly
CACAGCACCCAUCGUUUACCGCUGGUGCUACUACACGGACCACCCAAUUUUGUACAUGCUGGUGGUCAGGUCUGACGACAUAAAUAUGGAGGGCCGCCAGCAGCUUCUGCAAGUGCUGGACCGCCUGGAAGACGAGGCCGAGAGAGAGCAGGAGGCCUUGCGGCUACGGAUCGACGCGGAGCGAUCGGAGGUGAAGGCCACCAUGACCUUCAGCCGCGCCUCGGCAAUAAAGUCGGUCGAGCAGCAGAUGGAGCUCUCCAAGGCGCGCGAAGCCGAAGGGGCUUGGCUGCGGGCUCAGCAAGAAUCGGCAGCUUCCGCGGCCAAGGCGCCGAGCCCGUCCGGCCUGUCGCUAACGCUACCGGAGCCGGAGCCGACGAGGGCACACUUGGUGGUCGACGGUGGUCGUCUCCUCCGUGAGGAGAACAGGCGGCUUGCCCAAGAAAACGAACGGCUCGUCGAGGAGGCGUCUUUGCUCCGCUCAGAGGCCGAGGAGGCCAGGCGGCUGGCAGAAGAGCUGUCGGUGCUGCGCGCAAAGGAGGAGGAGGGAAGCACGGCUGCGGAAGCGUGCUCUCUGCGCGGAGACAUGUCGGUGGCGGGGGCAAGUGGUGGAAGUGAGUGUAAUAGUGGGCCACGCGUUGGUGCUGCCAGGGGAACUGUAGCCGGCGGCGUCCCGGCGAGCCCAGCCGAGGGGCAACGGCCGACCACGGAAGUCAGCGGGGUCAUGCUUCCGAGCGAGUUUCGGGAUUGGGGAUCGAACGGCGUUGUCGGUGCUGCUGCUGUUGGGGCGGUGCAAGAACGUCCUGCCUCCGCGAACUGUGGGCUGGCGGCGGCGAGUCCCGGGCGUCUGGGGUUGAUGUCAAUCGAACCAGGACCGUCGCCGGGAUGGCCGAGGCGGUCGAGCGCGACGGGCGGCAGCGCCCUCUCCGACAACAUCGUCAGCGUCAGCAACAGCAGCAGCAACAACAGCAGAGGAGAAAGGGACAGCCGAAGCGAGGGGAGCGAGAGGCAGUGGGAGGAGGAGGAGGAGGAUGACGAGGAGGAGAAAGAAAGUAGAAGGAAGGGCGGGCUCCAACGUGCGAUCGAAGAGGAGGCCGAGCGAGUGUAUCUGGAGCUUCGCGCGAACCCUCCGCCGGCGAUAAGGGCGCUGCUUGCGGCGAGGGGCGAGAUGGACAAGCUUGCGGCUGAGGCAAGGUCGACGCUGGAGGGCCUGAAGCCGCCGCCGCGGCCGCCGCAGGCGGAGCAGGUGAAACCCACCGUGCGUUUGCAUGAGACACAGCGGUCCAGGUCGGCUACACCGCCUCUCGUUGAUGCCGCCGUGAACGCCCGAUAGGUCGGCGGUGCUGCGGAGGGUUCUGUGCGGGAAGUGAUGGAGAGUAUUGUCAGAGUAAGGUUGCCGUUGGGUUCGACAAAAGGCGACCCUCCACUUCUUAUCCUAGGGUGAUGAUGCACCUAGCGGUAUUGUAUCGUGUGCCUUGUCGUGGAGGGGGGCGGGGUACCAACAUGACCUGUGGGUUGCGUUUCAAUUUGCUCUUGCCUGUCAGAGAGACAACUCUCGCGAUCUUCUAACCUUCGCGCCGUCGCUUUUGGGCACGAAGAGGUCUAGCAACGGUAGGUGGGUACUAGACUUUUUGUUGGGUGACUGACGUGUACACAGCAUUGUCGUCGUCGUCGUCGUCGUGAGGUUUGAUUUUAUUUAAUCCUUGUGGUCGAUAUUUCGUGCAGUAUGGGAGUGGGUUGACGCGUUGUAUGUAAAUGUGGAAUUAUUAUUAACCUUCCUUGUGUUUUCACUUUUUCUUUUUCUUUUUCUUCGUCAAUAUUGUAGCUUUAUUUAAAUUGUCCCCGGGGCUACUCCUUAGAGUGGUAGCCCAGGUCUGUGUGUGUCUGUUAGUUUCGGGGCCGGUGCCCGUCGUCAUGUUCAUGCAUUCAAGCACAUGUCCCGAGUCAUUGAUCUCCUUUUACUCCUAGGAAGAAGCGUUUUUAGUUCGCCACGUGGAUAUAGUGCCUCGCGGGCUAUAGGCUUCUCCUCACGUGAACCUGUAUCACAUCUUUUUAUUGCUGUUGUGCUGCUUGCGAUAGAGUCUAGACGCGUCCCGCCUUCAGCAUUGCGGGUUGUCGAGCAGACACAAGGGGUUCUCAUUGAUGAGAACGUAACUGUAGCACGCGCGCACGUGGACCACCUGCCGUUGCCUAGCUUCGUGCGUGUGCCGAUGUAGUUUUACGGCUGCCGUGUGGUGCAC